GAUCUGUCUCUACACAGGGAGGCCAAUUUGUCCUAAAAGCGCUCCUCCCUCUUCAGCCUGAUGUCACAUUGCUUUGAUGUUUGUGCAAGAGCUGAAGGCAGAAGAGGGACUUGCACACCUGUAAAAUAGAUACUGUUCUGUGCUAGGUUUUGAGAGAAGUGGGUGUAGAACAGUUUCUCCUGCUGAUUUCUACAACUUCGGAGGACGUUUAGACAUUUUUGGAGGCCUUCUCAUCUCUGGGGCCGACAUGCCUUCCUACACAGUGACCGUUGCCACAGGGAGCCAGUGGUUUGCGGGAACAGAUGACUACGUCUACAUUACACUGGUGGGCUCGGAGCGUUGCAGUGAGAGAACACUGCUGGAUAAAGCCCUUUACAAUGACUUUGAGAGGGGGGCGGUGGACACCUAUGAUGUGAGUGCUGGAGAAAACCUGGGUGACAUUGUUUUGGUGAAGAUUGAGAAGAAGAAAUACUGGAUGCACGAUGACUGGUACUGCAAGUACAUCACAGUCAAGACCCCGGCCGGGGACUACGUGGAAUUUCCCUGCUUCCGUUGGCUGGUGGACGAAAAGGAAGUGCUGCUGCGAGAUGGUCGAGCUUUUCUGCCUCAGGAUGACAAAACCAGCGUGGUUAAGCAGCACAGACAAAAAGAGCUGGAUAUGAGAAGAAAAACAAUCAGAUGGAGUGAGUGGCAGCCAGGUUUUCCCAUGAGUAUAGAUGCAGCCAGACACAAGGAUCUGCCACGAGACAUCCAGUUUGACAGUGAGAAGGGAGUGGACUUCAUACUCAACUACAGUAAGGCAAUAGAGAACCUUUGUGUGAACCAGUUCAUGCAUAUGUUUCAGUCCUCUUGGAGUGACUUUGCUGACUUUGACAAAAUCUUUGUGCGAAUCAAAAAUACAAUCUCAGAGUAUGUGAUGCAGCACUGGAAAGAGGACUUCAUGUUUGGAUACCAGUUCCUGAAUGGUUGCAACCCGGUGGUGAUACAGAAGUGCACCAAGCUUCCUGAUAAGUUUCCUGUCACUGAUGAGAUGGUGUCUGUUAGCCUGGAGAGAGGGCUGUCUCUGGAGCAGGAAAUUGAGGCAGGCAAUGUCUACAUAGCAGACUACGAGGUCUUAGAUGGCAUUAAGGCAAACUGCACAGACCCGUGCACCCUGCAGUUCCUGGCUGCUCCAAUCUGUCUCCUGUACAAGAACACUCAGAAAAAGAUCUUGCCCAUAGCCAUACAGCUUGACCAGAUUCCAGAUGAGAAUCCAAUCUUCCUUCCCACUGAUAGUCACUAUGACUGGCUGCUGGCUAAGAUCUGGGUGCGCUCAGCUGACUUCCAGUACCACCAGACUGUCACACACCUGCUCAGGACUCAUCUGAUGACAGAGGUCUUUGCUAUUGCAAUGUACAGACAGCUUCCAGCAGUUCACCCUGUGUAUAAGCUGCUCAUUCCGCACAUCCGUUUCACCAUUGCCAUAAACACCAAGGCCAGAGAGCAGCUGAUCUGUGAACAUGGAAUCUUUGACAAGGCAAAUGCAACAGGUGGAGGAGGUCAUGUCCAGCUGGUCCAGAAAGCCAUGAAGUUUCUGACCUUCAGGUCCCUCUGCUUCCCUGAUCUGAUCAAGAGCCGCGGCGUAGACAGCAAGGAGGAGCUGCCCACCUACUUCUACAGGGAUGAUGGGUACAAGGUGUGGGAGGCUACCAAGAGCUUUGUGUCCGACGUGGUGUUUAUUUACUACACCAGUGAUGAGAAAGUGCAGGAAGAUGAGGAAAUCCAGGCUUUCAUUAAGGAUGUGUGCAGCUUCGGAAUGCAGGACUUCGAUCACUGUGGAUUUCCAAAGUCUGUCAAACGGCGUGAGGAGCUGAUAGAGUACCUGACGGUUGUCAUAUUCACUGCUUCAGCCCAGCAUGCAGCGGUUAACUUUGGACAGUACGACUGGUGUUCCUGGAUCCCAAAUGCGCCAUCUACCAUGCGGAAACCCCCUCCUCGGAAAAAGGGCUUAGCAACUGUGGAGUUGAUUAUGGAGAGCCUCCCCGAUCGCGGACGCUCAAGCUGGCAUCUGGGAGCUGUCUGGGCCCUCAGCCAGUACCAGGACAGUGAGCUGUUCCUGGGCAUGUAUCCUGAUGAACACUUCAUAGAGAAGCCUGUCAAAACAGCCAUGGAGAAGUUCAGAAAGGAGCUUGGAGAGAUAAGCAGCUCCAUCAGGAGGAGGAACGAGGGGAAGAAGCUGCCAUACUACUACAUGUCCCCUGACAAAAUCCCAAACAGUGUUGCAGUUUGAGGAGCAAAACACACUCUACCCUGGCUACAUCCUACAAAAAUGAUUUUGAUGUUCAGAUAUGCUUUCAGGAAACUGUCACCAGAGUAGGAGAUUAUUAUUUCUCUUUGGAAGGAUCUUUUCAAAUGUGUGCGCGUGUUGUGUUGUUUGGUACUCUUUUAAUGAGUAUGUUGUGGACCUUUUUGAGCAUUCAGGCUUUCCUUUGAGAUCUGAGGGUAGAAAAAAUUAAUCCUCUUGUAAUUUGCAUGGCUCAAAUUAUUACAGAAUUCAUUCCACAAGGUAAAAAAAAAGAAAAAAGCACUGCGUGUAGGAUGUUUUUUUCCUCCCGUGAGCGGGGUCUAAAUGGAACAGUUGUAAAAGGGAAACAUAUUGGUGGACCAAAGAGGAUCUCAGAUUGAUUGAGGGCAGAAAUCCACAGAGCGAUACGCCUGACAACAGAUAAUGAAAAGCUAUGGGGAAGAGACAGGAGUCGGUGUUUGUGACCGAGCUGUAAGAAACCAGGUGAGGAUAACAGAUGAAAAGAAGAUUGCUGUGGGCAUAAAUAGUCAUGUAGCGUGCAUGGUGGGAUGAAAAGAAGAUUCAGUGAUGAGUCACCAGUUUGAAAUAGACAAGGAGAUGAUGGAGCUUCUGUCAGCAGCAUGUCAUGACGGCUGCCUGAAGAAAACAUGCAAACGUCCACAGUUGUCGUCAGGUAAAGGACCAGUGGAGAAGGAAGACAUUACCACUAACAGUAAACGCACAGCUCUUGAUUUCAUUUUAAAACCUUUUCAAAUUCCAUCAGUUUAAAGGAGAAUUAGGUCUUGUUGAGGUUAUUUCUCAAAAUUGUGUCGCGUUCUGCCACGGAGCAGAACACCAAUUCUCAUAUGAGCUCAGUGGGAAAAACAGAAAAUUGUCAUUUUCUUAUUGAUCGUGUAAAUUUAUUAUUUUGAAUUUGUGAGGAGAAAAAAAGAUUCUGGAAAGCUAGAGACUAACUGAAUAAAAAAAAGAAAAAGGAAUAUUUUUGUUGAAGUACAACCACAUUAUUUUUUAGUUUAUGAUAGAAUUUUUCUUCAGCUAAAACAAAAGAAGCUGUUAAAUACAAGGAUUUUCUUCCUUUCCAUUUGCUUUUCUAAUAUAUUUGACAAAGUAGAAUGUUCAUUUGUAACAUAAAAUGAUUUUGUGGCACAUCUGAUUUUUUUUUCUUCCCUGACCCAACAAAAUAAAGCUGCUUUGUGAA
This is a messenger RNA of Menidia menidia (Atlantic silverside), 3482 nucleotides long. Lineage: Eukaryota; Metazoa; Chordata; Actinopteri; Atheriniformes; Atherinopsidae. The record is from the annotation of a GenBank genome assembly.